Molecule: messenger RNA, 10026 nt
Organism: Spodoptera littoralis (African cotton leafworm)
Lineage: Eukaryota; Metazoa; Arthropoda; Insecta; Lepidoptera; Noctuidae
Source: the annotation of a GenBank genome assembly
AUGGCGGCUCUAUCACUGAAGAUAUCCAUCGAAGGUGGCAAGGUGGUAAAGACCAUACAGUUCGACCCUUCCACCACCGUGUACGACGCCUGCCGCAUCAUCAGAGAGAAGAUUCUCGAAGCCAGCAGUGGGGACCCAAAAGAAUACGGCCUCUUCUUAGCGUCAGAAGAAGACAACAAGAAGGGAAUAUGGCUAGAAGCUUCCAGAAGUCUGGACUACUACAUGUUGAGGAAUGGAGACCUUCUGGAGUAUAAUAAGAAGACCAGGAACUUGAGAGUCCGUAUGUUAGACGGCACGGUAAAGACCCUGCUGGUGGACGACAGCCAGGUGGUGGCCAACCUGAUGGUGGUCAUCUGCACCAAGAUCGGCAUCACCAACUACGACGAGUACGGACUGGUGCGAGAAGAACAAAAAGAGGAAGUAGAUCCAUGUGAGAAGCCUAACUUCGGCACUCUUACCCUGAAGCGCAAACACCAGGAGAAGGAGAGGGACGCCAAGAUGGAACAGCUGAGGAAGAAACUCAGGACUGAUGAUGAAGUGAACUGGGUGGAGCCCUCAAAGACACUCCGCGAGCAAGGUAUAGACGUGACAGAGACGCUCCUGCUGCGCCGCAAGCUGUUCUUCUCAGACCGCAACGUGGACUCCAGGGACCCCGUCCAGCUCAACCUGCUGUACGUGCAGGCCAGGGACGCCAUACUCGACGGCACGCAUCCUGUUACUAUGGAUAAAGCUUGCGAGUUCGCGGGUAUCCAAUGUCAAAUACAGUUCGGGGACCACAGGGAAGACAAACAUACACCCGGAUUUUUAGACUUGAAAGAGUUCCUGCCAGCGUCCUACGUGAAGGUGAAAGCCAUUGAGAAGAAGAUCUUCAAGGAGCACAAGAAGCACGUCGGCCUCAGUGAGCUGGACGCCAAGGUGCUGUAUACCAAGAGCGCCAGGGACCUCAAGACUUAUGGUGUCGCUUUCUUCUUGGUCAAGGAAAAGAUGAAAGGCAAGAACAAGCUGGUCCCCCGUCUACUGGGAGUCACGAAAGACUCCGUGCUGCGUCUGGAUGAGAAGACCAAGGAGAUCCUGCAGACCUGGCCGCUGACCACUGUACGUCGCUGGUGUGCCAGCCCCAAUACUUUUACCCUGGACUUCGGAGACUAUAGUGACCAGUACUACAGCGUGCAAACUACGGAGGCGGAGCAGAUAUUGCAAGUAAUAGCCGGAUAUAUAGACAUUAUAGUACGCAAGCAGCGCGCCAAGGACCACCUCGGCAUCGAGGGGGACGAGGGGUCCGCCAUGUUGGAGGACUCUGUGUCGCCUUCUAAGGCCAAUAUAAUCCAACACGACACAUUCAAGUCUGGCAAGGUGAACACGGAGUCCGUGGCCAAACCCGCCGUGCAUCGCCCCGGAGCUGAAGGAGCGAAGCCAUUUGCAGUGAACCACAUGACGGGCGCCCAGCAGACGACAGUCUCAGGACAAAUCAUUACUGGACACACGCCGCCCGCUGCGUCCCAGGUCCAGCAGACGCGCGUGACGUCGAUCCUGUCGGAGCCGCAGCGCGCGCUGCUGUCCACCAUCUCCAGCGGAGUGGAGAUUAUCAAGCACACAGAGGAGGGACUCACCAGGGCCACCCUCCCAGCGCUGGGCCAGGACGCCGCGUCAGUGAAGUGGAAGCAGGUGACGAUGGACACCAACAAGCAGGUCGUCACCUCGCAGAUUGCCGCCAUGAACGCGGCCACGGCGCAGGUCGUCACACUCACUUCAGGCACGGAGGAAGUAGACCACACGGCAGUAGGAGCAGCCAUCACCACCAUCACCACGAACCUGCCGGAGAUGACGAAGGGAGUACAGAUGAUCGCCGCACUCAUGGAUGACGGGGACCAUGGAGACAAACUCCUGGAUGCCACCAGGAAACUCUGUACAGCAUUCACUGACUUACUGAAGGCUGCUGAGCCGGAAACUAAAGAGCCGCGCCAGAACCUCCUAAAUGCUGCCUCCCGCGUCGGCGAAGCCUCCACAACAGUCCUCUACACCAUCGGCGAGGAAACCGAGGAGGACAAGGAGACACAGGACAUCCUCCUCUCGCUGGCGAAGGCAGUGGCCAAUACCACGGCGGCCCUGGUGCUGAAGGCCAAGAACGUGGCGGCGCAGUGCAGGGAGGACCAGCCGCUGCAGAACUCCAUCAUCGCAGCCGCUACACACUGCGCGCUCGCCACUAGCCAACUGGUUGCUUGUGCCAAGGUGGUAGCCCCAACCCUCCAGAACCCUCAAUGUCGCUCCCAGCUGUCCCACGCAGCCCGCCAGGUGGCCAGCGCAGUCCAACGCCUGCUGGACGCCUGUUCCAGCGCUCCGCCGCCGGCAGCCCCCGCCGUGGAGUCCCUCACUGCCGCAGCACAUAAUGUCACGCAGGAGCUCGAAAGGUUGUUGGCGCAUUGUGAACUUGAGCGUCGUGCGACGGGCACGGUGUCGGAGCGGUCGGUGGAGAGCGUCAUGUGUGCCAGCGAGCGAGUCGUGGGCGCCGCCGACCCGGGGGACAUGGUGCGCCACGCGCGCCUGCUGGGCCAGGCCACCGCGCAUCUCAUCACCAACAUCAAGACGGAAGCAGAGAAGCAGCCUUCCGAAGGUCAGCGCAAGUUGCUGGCGGCUGCCAAGUUGCUGGCGGACGCUACAGCGCGCAUGGUGGAGGCUGCCAGGCAGUGCGCGUCCGAGCCACAGGACCGCGAGAAACAAGAAGCUCUGCGCAAGGCUGCAGAAGAACUGCGCUACAUCACCGUGGACUACGCGCAGGGACAGGACAUCGUCGGGUCGCAGGUCGCGCGGCUACAGGAGAGCGCCCGCCAGGCCGCUUCCAGCGCGACGCAACUGAUCACUUCGGCUCACAACGCCACGCAGUACAAUACCAACAAGUACACACAGGAGACCCUGAUGGAGGAGUGCAAGUCCCUGAGCGAGCAGAUCCCCCGCGUGGUGGACGCCGUGAAGGUGUCGAGCCUGCGCCCCGCCGACCCGGCCGCCACGCUCGACCUCAUCUCCGCCUCCGAGGCCUUCCUACAGCCGAGCGGGCACGUGGUGUCUGCGUCCCGCGGCGCGCUGCCGACGGUGGGCGACGGGCCGACGGCCAAGCACCUCGCAGACACCACGCACUCCUUCACCGCCAGCGCCGCCGACCUCCGGUCAGCAGUAGGUCGUGCUCGUAUCUCUUGCAAAGGUCUUGAGCUGGAUGCUGCAGCAGAGAUUAUCAAGUCGCUCCAGGCGGAACUGGACGAGCUGGAGGAGGCUGCCAGGGCAUUGGAACUGAGGCCACUGCCCUCACAGACGCCGGAGUGGGCGUCGUCGACGCUGAAGACGUCGUCCCGGCUGGCGGCGUCGCACACGAUGUCGCUGGUGGCGGGCGCGCGGCGCGGCGAGCACGCGGCCUGCGCGCGCGCCGCCGGCGACCUGGCGCAGUCGCUGCGGGACUUCGGCGCCGGCAUCCGCGCCACCGCCGCGCUGCAGCCCGACCAUGCCCGCAGGGAGAAAGUAAUAACAUCGGGUCGCCAAGUCCUCUACUCCUCCCAAACACUGGUGGAGCACGUGAAGCGAUCCCUCACCACCUCGGAGACUGUCGACACCACCUCCAUCAUGGCCAUCGCUAAAGAUAUCUCACAGGGUCUGGAGUCGACCCUGGAAGCGGUUCCAUCUCACACCGAGCUGGAUGUAGCCAUGGAGAACAUCAACGAGACCCUCAACAUACUCAACAUGGGAGAGUUCCCGCCCUCUGACAGGAGCUAUGGUGAACUCCAAUCGGAGCUGAAUGCCGCGGCGGUAGGGCUGAGCAGUGCGUCGUCGGAAGUGGUGGACCGCGUCGACCGGCCCGCCGACCUGGCCGCCGCCGGGGCCGGCUUCGGGGACGCCUUCAACAGGCUGCUGGGCGUCAGCAUGGAGAUGGCGGGACAUACCGAGGACCGCGACGCCCAGACCCUGAUGGUGAGCUCCAUGAAGAGUGUGACCGUCAACUCGUCCAAACUGCUCGGCACUGCCAAGUCCGUCAGCCAGGACCUGACCCGGCCCAACGCCAAGAACCAGCUAGCGGCCGCCGCCCGCGCCGUCACUGAGAGCAUCAACAGACUUGUGGACGUGUGUACGAGCGCGGCGCCGGGCCAGAAGGAGUGCGAGGCGGCCAUCCGCAGCAUCCGCUCCACCCUGCCCCUGCUGUCCGCGCCCACGCAGCCGCUCACCGAGCUCGGCUACUUCGCCUGCCUCGACGCCGUCGUCGACCAGAGCAAGAGCCUCAGCGAGGGCAUGUCCCAGAUGGCGAGCUCUGUGAAGCGCAGCGAGGCGGAGCAGUUCAGCCGCUCCGUGGGCACCGUGGCCGCCGCCGUGCAGGGGCUCGUCGAGUGCACCGCGCAGGCCGCGUACCUGGUGGCAGUAUCGGACGAGACGAGUGUAGCAGGUCGUCCAGGUCUAGUAGACCAGGCGCAGUUCGCGCGGGCCGCCGUGGCCAUCGACCAGGCCUGUCGAGCGCUCUGUGACUCUUCUAGCAACCAACAACAGGUGCUGUCGGCGGCGACGGUGGUGGCGAAGCACACGAGCGCGCUGUGCAACGCGUGCCGCGUGGCGUCGGGCCGCACGGCCGAGCCGCGCGACAAGCGACACUUCGUGCAGGCCGCCAAGGACGUCGCCAACUCCACCGCCGCGCUCGUCAAGGACAUCAAGGCGCUCGACACCGACUACAGCGAGGCCAACCGCGCCCGUUGCGCCGCAGCGACAGGUCCCCUGCAGGACGCAGUGCGCAGCCUGUGUCAGUUCGCGGACAGUCCCGAGUUCGCUUCCAUUCCCGCCAAGAUAUCGCCGCAGGCUAGGAACAACCAGGAGGCUAUAUUGGAGUGUGGCAGGAACAUAAUCUCGGGCUCAUGUUCAAUGCUGGAGUCAGCUCGUCUCUUGGGAAUUUCUCCAGCGGAGCGCUCCCACUGGCAACAACUGGCGCUGCACAGCAAGACUGUGUCCGAUAGCAUCAAGGGACUGGUCGCUAACAUCAAAGACAAGGCGCCAGGUCAGCGAGAAUGCGUAGCGGCGUUGGAUACACUGAACAGACAGCUGCGUGAACUGGACCAGGCCGCCAUGCAGGCCGUCGGACAGGAACUGGUGCCCAGGAAGAAUAAUACGCUGCAAGGCUACACGGAGCAGAUGGAGAACAGUGCGACGGAGAUGCUGGAGCGCCUGGAGCCGCUGCGGGUGGCCGCCCUCGGGGAGGCCGAGCACCUGGGACACGCCGUCGUACAACUGGUAUCGUACGCGGAGCCGCUGGUGGCGGGCACGGUGGGCGCGGGGUCCAACCUGUCGGAGUCGGGCACGCAGGGCGCGCUGUUCGAGCACGCGCGCACCGUGCUGGAGACCCUCGCGCUGCUGCUGCACGACGCCCGGGCCGCCGCCGGGAACCCACGGGCGGUGUCGGCGCACAGCAAGGUGGAGGUGCAGGUGGCGCAGUGCCGCUCGGCGCUGUCGGAGCUGCAGGCGCAGGUCCGCGAGCUGAGCGCGGCGCGCGGCGCUGUCGGCCCGCUGCUGGACUCCAUGCAGCGCGCCAUCGCCAGGCUCACGGAACACAGAAUGUCUCUAAUCGGCUCGUACGAUGAGUCGGACUCGUUCGUGGACUACCAGACGCGCAUGGUCGGCGCCGCCAAGGAGAUCGCCAGGCUCGCUACAGACAUGACGGCGAAGUCAGCUACAGACGCGAGUCGGCUGGUACAGCUGGGCAACGAGAUGUGCCAGAAGUAUGAACAACUUGCACAGGACAGCGUCGGAGCGUCCGCCACUACGCCCAACUCCGAUAUUGCUAAUAGGAUCCGCGUAGCAGUAGUAGAACUCGGCGAGGGAGUGUCAGAGCUGAUCAAGGCAGGCGGUCAUUGUCGCCUCUCCGCCAUACCACAGAACCAACGCGCCGUCGCUGAUAGCGCCAAGAUUGUUAACGAGAAGGUGAUAGCGGUACUGAGCGGUCUGCAGGCGGGGUCCCGCGGCACGCAGGCGUGUAUCGACGCCGCCGCCACCAUCGCCGCCAUCAUCGGGGACCUCGACACCACCAUACUCUUCGCCAGCGCCGGUACUCUCCACUCAGAGAAAGAAUCAGACACAUUCUCCGACCACCGGGAGAAUAUCCUGAAGACUGCGAAGACUUUGGUGGAAGACACCAAGACCCUCGUCGGAGGAGCAGCUGGUACUCAGGAACAACUGGCAACUGCGGCACAGAGCGCAGUCAGUACUAUAGUGCAACUGUGCGAGGUGGUGAAGCUGGGCGCGAUGUCGCUGGGCAGCGGCAGCCCGGAGCCGCAGGUGCUGCUGCUGCACGCGGCGCGCGACGUGGCGGCCGCGCUGCGCGACCUGGCCGCCGCCACCACCGCCGCCUCCGGCAAGACCGUCGCGCACCCCGACAUGCACCGCCUCAAGCACGCCGCCAAGCGACUGUCUGACGCCACGCGCCGCUGGAGCCUCCCUCUCAAAGCCACCACCAUACCUCGCCCAAACAGGCGCUCCACCAUACUGCGGCUCGACUAUAACUCCGCAGACUCGGAAACUGACAUCUUCCAAUCAGACCAGGAAGAUGAACUCGUCAAGCUCUUAGACUAUUCCAGCCAAGAUGACGAUGUCUCCCCGACUAUAUUCCAUGACAAUUGUGAAGAAAUUAUCACGUAUAUAGAAAAUAAAAUGACUAUACCACCAGUAAGGAGCCUGAAAAAUGACGAUUUGAAUGAACGGUACAACCUCGCAGCUAAAAACAGCCUCCUAGACAUGGACUGGCGAGUCCUAAAGUAUGGCGAGAAUAUACUUCUAGGUGAAGUCAAGAAACUAGUCGACAUGGUUCAUGACCUAGGAGAUAGGGAAGAGAAUAAUAGAAAGAGAGAUAAGAUCCAGAGAAUGAAAGCUAAUAACGAUUUGGACUCGGAAAUGAAACGACUAUCAACUGUCAUAGAAAAUUUGGACUCAAUAGAAAUUAAUGUCACAACUGAGGUCAAAAUUGAGACUGUGCCUAAUAAAAAGCCUAAAGUAGACGAUGUUAAGUUAACAAGUCCAGUUUUCAAAGUCAAGAAGGUCAGACCAGUCAGUCUAGAUGUUCAAACUCCGUCUCCGGAAGCUACUGAGGCUACCAAAGAGUUGCUAAGCCCUGAGGAGAAGCAGAAGGAUGAAAGCAUGGAGAUUGUAGUCAAACCUGAUGUGAAAUCUAGAGAGACGACUGACGUCAGCACCAUGACCAGAAAAGUCAGAAUGGAAUUCUGGAAAAUGUUCAAAGAUGACACAGAGUGGUGGAAAGCUUUAGCUAAAAGGAAUCUAGAAAAAAUGGAGGAAACCAGACGAGAACUGGAGAGAUUCAGUGGACAUGAACUUGUUUUGGGCGAGUUCCAAACUCAAUUAGACAAAUUCGAAAAUGAAAAGCAUACUCUACAAAAUUUUAUCGAAGAAGUUGACAAAUCUAAAGCCGUCAACCAAGAUCUUGAAUAUAAUAAAAAGUACGAAGAUAUGGUGCUUAAACUGAUCGAGUUUGCCAAAAAGGACUUUAUCUACAAAGGCUUUGAUCCUCUUAUCGAACAGCUGAAAGCGUUAUCUAACAUCAAAAUCGAUCGAAAGAAAAAAGUAGAUAUACAAGAGAUACUAAACAUUUACUCACAAAUAGACACAAGCAAAUACACGUAUGAGGAACUUUGUCUUCUAGAAAGAUAUUACAAAGAGAUUAUACGAAAAUACAAAAAAGAUUUCAGAGAUAAAGAAAACAUAAUUCCAGAGAAUAGACAAAAUAUCCACACAACUAAUAGCUUACACAGAAACAUUAACCAUACCAUAAUAUAUAAUACAGACACAAUAAAAAGCACACGAUCGAACCCUGAGAAAAAACGCAAUUCCAUAGAAAUUAUGGACUUAACAAGGACCUACCCGAUGCAAUAUUACGCGAACAACUGGUGGACUAUAUACGAAGACGUUCUGAAAAGCAGAGAACAACAAUUCGGCUCAAUUGACAACUGGUGGCAAGUCUAUGAAAGGAUACUUAACAAAACGGAGACUAAAGAAGAUUUGGAGAGAUUCCAGUCUUUGAUGAGAAGUCAGUCCAGGUCGAGGCCUAGUUCUCGAAUGGAGGAACAGCUAAGGAUGUUGGAUGAGAUAAGGAAUGAUAGGUUUAAGGAGACGGAGGCAGUGACCCGAAAGGAUGAUGAAUCGGUGAUGGUGACAAACGUGACGUCACUGCUGAAGACCGUGAAGGCAGUGGAGGAUGAGCACACACGAGGCACCAGGGCGCUGGAGUCCACUAUAGAAGCUAUCUCGCAAGAGAUUGAGGUGCUAAUGUCAUCAACGCCUCCCAAGUCCACGGCGACUCCCGAGGAGUUGAUCCGCUGCACGCGACAGAUGACAGUGGCUACUGCCCGCGCCGUCGCCGCCGGGAACGCGAACAAGCAGGACCAACUGACUGCCGCCGCCAAUCUAGGCAGGAAGACUGUUGUAGAUCUACUAGUGGUCUGCAAGGGCGCGGCGCACGCAGCUGAGACAGCCGAGCUCCGCAGUCGUACGUUAGAGGCCGGGCGCGCGGCGGCGGCGGCCUACCGCGCGCUGCUGGGCGGCGUGCUGGCGGCCUGCGGCGGGGACGGCGGCGCGCGCCACGACCUGCCCGACCUGUCGCGACACGUCGCGCACGCCACCGCAGACAUCAUCGCCACCGCCGAGCUGCUCAAAGGUUCAGACUGGGUAGACCCGGACGACCCGACAGUUAUAGCUGAGAACGAGCUGCUAGGCGCCGCCGCCUCCAUCGACGCCGCCGCCAAGAAACUCGAGUCUCUACGACCUAGGAAGAGCGUCAAAGUACAGGAGGCGGACGAGAGCCUGAACUUCGACGAGAUGAUCCUCGAGGCUGCCAAGUCCAUCAUCACUGCUACAUCGGCGCUAGUACGCGCUGCGUCAGCCGCGCAGCGGGAACUUAUUGAUCAGGGCAAGGUAGCUCGUCGCCCCACCUCAUCAUCAGACGACGGCCAGUGGUCCGAAGGUCUGAUCAGUGCAGCCAGGCUAGUGGCUGCCGCAGCGCAUUCCUUGGUGGAAGCUGCCAACGCGCUGGUGCAGGGAGCCGGGUCUGAAGAGAGACUUAUUUCAAGUGCCAGGCAGGUCGCCUCGUCUACUGCUCAGCUGCUGGUGGCUUGUAAGGUGAAGGCCGACCCCUCAUCCGAGUCCACCCGUCGCCUCCAAGCGGCCGGGGCCGAAGUGAUCAGGUCGACGGACAACCUAGUCCGCGCCGCCAGGGACGCCAUACACACGGAGGAUGAGAGGAGUCUUGUACUGAACAGGCGCAUGGUCGGAGGCAUCGCGCAGGAGAUUGAUGCCAGAUCCGAAGUCCUCCGCAUAGAAAAAGAACUUGAAGAAGCCCGAGGUCGCCUGACUGCCAUCAGACAGGCCAAGUACAAGCUCCGAGCUGGAGAGACCUCCGGAGAGGACACCGACACCGACGUACAGCUGGGGUACACCAGCGACACUGCUCCACACAGAUUCAAAACUCCAAAUAGCAGUUUCGCGAACACAACAUACAGCCCCAACAGUACAUACUCCCCCCACACACACACAAACACGACGCACACGACACACAACACGACAAACAUUAGCUCACAUAUAUCGCAACUGAACCACUCCAUCCACGGCACUCCGGCCAAGAGUCCAGUCUCCCCUGGUUACUACUCCACUCCGAAGAGUCCUACAGUACCGGCGCGACCUGACCAGUACAACCAGAGCUUCAGCCAAGAAAAAGUACCAACCCGACCUGAGCAAUAUAGCCAGAGCUUCAGCCAGGAGAAACAAUAUACUGUGCAGAGUCCGUCGUUCUCUAGCUUCAGGCCAGCUGAAGAACCUAAGCAAAAUUAUGAAGGAUUUACUACUCGGACAAGCAUAGAGGAGGUCACAGUAAGGUCCCUAACCCUCCCUGAAGUGAGGACGGCACACCUAGUGGGAGAGGAACGUGUCCCCUACAAGAGGGAGAGGGCCCCUCCUCCGCCGCCGCGCAGGGCUUCGCUACUUAGGUGCGACGAGCCGACCAAGUGA